CUUUAAAACCGACGCUCGCAGUAACCACUAGCCAGUUAAUUACUUCCACAGCUUUGAAGUAGUCCAACUUUUCGUAUUAUCUUGUUUUACGAUAUAAACUUUGAAUAUUGUUUCACAUAAUUAGAGAAAUACAAGGUUUUGGAAGAUGAGCAAGAAGAAGAACAUGGCCAUAGAUUUCCAGGACAAUAUGAUACUCCUUACACGUAAAUAUUUAAAAAAGAAAAUAAUGUGUCCUGAAGCCAAGUUCCGUCAUCAUGUCAAGGAAAGACUGCAUGUUUAUGAUUUGCUCAAACGAACAGUUGAAAUGGGUGAGAGUAACUCCGCACUGUUAAUUGGUCCUCGUGGCAGUGGCAAGACUACACUUGUCAAUAGUGUUCUUAAGGAACUGGAAACACUAAAGUCCUUUAAAGAGAAUGCUCUCAUAGUAAAUUUACAUGGUCUAGUGCAUACCGAUGAUAGGCUUGCUUUGAAAGAUGCUACUCGUCAGAUGCAAUUAGAGAAUGCUGUGGGGGAUAAGGUUUUUGGAAGUUUCUCAGAAAAUCUGAGUUUUCUGUUAGAAUGCCUGAAAUCUGGUGAUAAAAAGCGAUCCAAACCAGUUAUUUUUAUACUCGAUGAGUUUGAUUUGUUCUGUGCUCAUCACAAUCAAACAUUAUUAUAUAAUUUGUUUGAUGUGACUCAAUCUGCCCAGGCACCGAUUUGUGUGUUGGGAAUAACAUGCAGACUAGAUGUCAUCGAACUCCUGGAGAAAAGAGUGAAAUCAAGAUUUUCUCAUCGUCAAAUAUUUCUAUUUCCUGGUGACACGUCAGGAGCUGAACAGCCUAUCUCAGCCUUUGAUGAUAGGCUUCAACUCUUUGAACACUUGCUCAGUUUACCAGAUGAUGAGAAUGUCAACAAAAUUGAACAACAAUAUGAUGACUGCACGAUAGAUCCCCAGUUUGGAGCCAUGUGGAAUGAUUACAUAAAGAAUUUAAUUGAAAAUGUUACAAUGGUUAAUCUUUUAAAACGAAUGUAUCAAAUAGAUGUCAGCGAAAGAAGUUUUAGGAACUUCCUAGCCAUUGCUGUAUCAUCCCUAUCAGAAAAGCAUCAGAGGCUAGAAGUAAAUGAUUUUGUCGAAGCUAGCAAGAUAUUUUCUCAAGAUGAUAAAGUCCUUAUGCUCGAAGGACUGUCUGUUCUGGAGCUGUGUCUGAUUAUCGCCAUGAAGCACGAGACCGAAAUCUAUGACGGAGAACCAUUAAAUUUUGAAAUGGUUUUAAACCGCUAUAUGAAAUUUGUCAACCAGAAUUCCUCCAUACAGUCCGUCCAGAGACCAGUAAUCAUGAAAGCAUUCGAGCACAUCAAGAACCUGGAAUUCCUGGCACCUAUAGCAGGAACAAACACCAGGGUAGAGAAAGAAUAUGAGUUCUUCAAGUUUCUGUUGACUCCGCACCAAGUAAUGGAGGCUGUAAAAAAUUAUUCAGGACUUCCAACAGAAGUGGCUCAGUGGGCAAAGAGCAGUUUACAGUGAAGAAAUGUCAGGACAAUAAUCUAGUGCAUUCGUUCCUGGAACCUUCCAGGGGACGUAUACUUUUUGUUCUCCCCUUCAUAUCAAGUGAAAUGCCAGUGAUAUCCGGUGAGCCAUUCAUUCUCCAGUUAUUAGUUCUCAAUUCAAACAAGAAAAGUACUAGUGAAAGUGUCUCAUUUGAGUGCGUCCAUCUCUGUGUGCCAGUACCUCGUCCAAUCGAGUUAGUGAUAAUCCCAUCGUCUUAAGCUGUAUGUGUUCAUCUACUUAGAUAACUCACAAUAAUGUGAAACGUCCUUUAUCUACAGUAAAGUUCACAUACGAGUUCCUGGAUGUAGUCGACGCUCGAUAUUUAGGCGUCUUGUGGAAAUUUGGAGUCUUUGUAUCCAUAUAAACGUCCAGUAGAAAAAAGAAGUACGUCCAUAUAAUGAAAAAAAAAAACAAUUUAAAAAAAUUGCGAUUAGAAUAACAGCGAUUAGAAUUGGCAUUUGUUCUUAUGUAGUCAGUGAAAUUAGAACGGAGUUAUCAGCUAGCGAGAAAAAGUAUUAAUUUGCUAUCUAAACUCCCUUUACUCAUUAAUCACCAAUUAAUUUAUACAUUUCCAGUGAGUUACUAGUGAGAUAAAAGUUAAUGAUAAUUAUUACGAUUUUAAUCUAUCCAGGCAAAACGCGGUUCUGCAUCCUUUUUUGUGUUAAUAUCAGGACCGGAUAUCGUGUGAAUUUUUACACUUCCGGAUGACUUCCUUUUGCGCGUUUGGCGCUUCAGGAACUUCAACAAUCUGUCAUGUUUCCUAAUGCGAUUAUAUCUCGUUAGAUAGGACUCGUGACCUAUAAUAGAAUAGAUUAUAAAUUUUCCAUACAGAUACACCUGGUUAGCGAUUAUCUUCACCUGGAUUUAUUCCUAUUUGUACGAUCUCGUCGAAGUUUUCUUGACGUGAGAAUGGUCGUAGAACUGACAUUGCUCUGCUAACACCAAUCUGAAAUAUGAUUUAGUGUCUGAUUGUCCAAUGGACAGGAAAGAUAGGAUAAACUUUUUAAUAAAUCCUUGUACUUGUGCGUGACGAA
Messenger RNA from Cephus cinctus (wheat stem sawfly), 2562 nucleotides. It is a transcript of the gene Orc4, whose product is annotated as origin recognition complex subunit 4. The transcript has 6 exons. Gene Ontology annotation, molecular function: ATP binding; DNA replication origin binding; ATP hydrolysis activity. The record is from RefSeq and is a predicted model, not a curated record. Bases 146 to 1504 code for a protein of 452 amino acids. Gene Ontology annotation, biological process: DNA replication; DNA replication initiation. Gene Ontology annotation, cellular component: nuclear origin of replication recognition complex; nucleus. Lineage: Eukaryota; Metazoa; Arthropoda; Insecta; Hymenoptera; Cephidae.